This is a messenger RNA of Spinacia oleracea (spinach), 567 nucleotides long. RefSeq lists its product as uncharacterized. The transcript is spliced from 2 exons. Bases 1 to 567 code for a protein of 188 amino acids. The record is from RefSeq and is a predicted model, not a curated record. Lineage: Eukaryota; Viridiplantae; Streptophyta; Magnoliopsida; Caryophyllales; Amaranthaceae.
AUGCAUUUUACAGAGGUGAGUGACCUGAAGAAGAAGAUUCAUUGGGCCGAGUCUGAGUUGGAUCGUGCUAAGAGGAGCAUUAAGAACGACGAAGGGGAGCUUCGACAAGCCAAGGAUGAUAUGGCCAAGGCUAAGGAAGAGGCAACCACUUUCAUGAGUCAGCGUGAUUCCGUUAACCGGGCAUUGAAGGAUGUGAAGGCCGAGUUGGAGAGCCGUCUGAAAGAGAAGAUCAUCGAGGAGUGGAAGAGUUCAAAGGAGGGUGAGGCUCAUAAUGUCGAGAUAGGUCUUGAGGCGACAGCUGUUGCUACUUCAGAUACAUUGCGUCGAGUUCAGAUUGUUUUGGCUGAAUUUGCGCCCAGCGUUGGUUGGGAUGAUAUACAAGGGAAGUAUGAUUCUGUUUUGGCCAAGGAGCGAGAGGAUCUCAGGGCUCAGCUGGUUGCUCAGGACAAGGUUGAUGGGGGCGUGGCCGAUUUGUCUGACUCUGGUUCUGCUAGUACUUCGGGUUCUGAUUCGAGCAACAGUGGUGAUGAUGAUGCUGGUAGCCAUGUUGAUGUCGUUGACCCUUAG